Messenger RNA from Botrytis fragariae, 1023 nucleotides. RefSeq lists its product as uncharacterized. The coding region runs from base 1 to 1023 and encodes 340 amino acids. NCBI's taxonomy places the organism in Eukaryota, Fungi, Ascomycota, Leotiomycetes, Helotiales, Sclerotiniaceae. The record is from RefSeq and is a predicted model, not a curated record. The transcript has 3 exons.
AUGUCGUCGUCGCCCUCUCGGUCUAGUCCUUUGGGUAAUGGAGUACUGGUAAUUAAUAAAACCAGAAUUCUGUUACUGGUAGCACUGAUAGCAACAUGGUGGAUAGCACAUUUCCUCCCACGCUAUCGACCAGUUGUCGAAGGACACAUCAAAAACCAAUUAUCAUCUGCCGCCGAGAAGAUCCCCGCCAUCAAAGUAGACUGGUAUCCCAACCAUGACCCGCGCGCGCAAUUCAAUGCCUCCAAAGUUGCGCUUCUCAUCGAAGGCAGAACUAUUCCUCACCUCGUCCCGCAAAUCCUACAUAUGAUUUCUGUUGUGCCACCGGAUUGGCGUUUUGUGUUUAUCGGCACGAAUAAGAGUGUCGAAGUUGUAUCCCGCAGUUUCGCAACACAAUAUCAUAAGGCUAAUGGAAAGCUCGAUUUGAUUGUUCUUCCAAAGCCGUGGAAGGUGGAUAGUAAGGAGGAUAUUUUUAGGGUGCUUACGGACAUUCGAUUCUAUGAUGAAUUUAUGCCGGAGGUCGAAUGGUUGCUCAAAUAUGAGUCGGAUAGUAUUAUGUGUGGAAAUUCGGAAGAAAGUCUGAAUGAUUGGCUAGACUAUGAUUGGGCUGGCGCUCCUAGAAUCGCCGGUGAUCACUUCGCAGGCAAUGGUGGGCUUUCAUUCCGAAGAAUUUCCACUGUGAAAAGGAUACUCGGAUUCCAAUCCCGAAUUAACGAUACGGCCCCCGAAGAUGAGUGGUAUGGGAAACGUAUCACGGUAUUGCCAGGAGCACGAGUAGCCAGCGGUGAAAAGGAAGAUCAUUUCUCGGUCGAAGACAGAUAUCAUGAGAGGCCUAUGGGAUUUCAUGUACGAGAUGGAGGGAAGGUGCUUCCGGAGGAUGUCUGGAGAGACCCUGAUCAGAGGAAGAAGAUUUUCGAGUAUUGUCCCGAGUUGGCGAUGAUAAUGCCAAUGAAGUUGGAGAGGCAGAGAUGCCCAGGCGACAAUCGGAAAGGCGAGCUUGUGAAGGACAAGAAAGAUGGACAAUGA